AUGGUGACCAUCCAGGUCUUUGACAAGAUGAACCGAACAGAUCUGUCUGAGAGAGCAAAGGAUGAGCUCAUGGCACUUACUCAAGUACAGGGAGAAGAUGUCCCAAACCCAGAAGCGGCAAAGGAAGUUUUGGAAGGAGAAAAGCCAGGUAAACAGGAUAAAUACAGAAGCGUUUUGAAAGAGAAGGUCCAGCAAAUCUGGAAGAACUUUUGGCCUGGAGCCCGUGAGAACAUUCACAUGGUCACCCAAAGAUAUGAGACACAGAUUCCAUUCUGUAAUCCUAAAAUGCUCGGAGGGCCAUUUCCGCACACGGUGGUGCUGCACGGUCCGGCGGGCGUGGGGAAGACCACUCUGGCCAAGAAGUGCAUGCUGGACUGGACGCAGGACAGCCUAGCGCACACCCGCCCCGUUGCCUUCUGUCUCAGCGGCAAGGUGCUCAGCCGCAAGGCGACUUGCUCCUUCGCAGAGCUGCUGGCCGAGAGCGCCCCAGACCUGCAGCGCGCCCUUCCGCAGGUCCUGGCCCAGGCGCACAAGCUCCUGCUGGUCAUUGACGCUUUCGAGGAGCUGCGCGUGCCCUGGGGCACAGGCAAGCUGGUGCACGACCUGGGGGGCGACUGGAGGACGCGGAGGCCUACGCCGGUCCUCCUGGGCAGCCUGCUGAAGAGAAAGCUCUUCCCCACGGCCACUCUGCUGGUCACCACGCGGCCCGAGGCCCUGAGGGAACUGCGGCUCCUGGUGCAGCAGCCGCUCUUGGUGGAGAUGGAGGGGCUCUCCGAGCGCGACAGGAGGGCGUAUUUCCUGCGACACUUGGGAGAGGAGGCUCAGGCGCUGCGCGCUUUCCAGCUGAUGAGAAGCAACGCGGCGCUGUUCCGCAUGGGCGCGGCGCCCGCCGUGUGCUGGAUGGCGUGCACCUGCCUGAGGCUGCUGAUGGCCGAGGGCGCGGACCCCCGGCCCACCUGCCGGACCGCCACGUCCCUGCUGCUGCGCUUCCUCUGCAGCCGGUUUGCGCCUGUGCGGGGCCAAGGCCCGGGUCCGCACCUAGCGGCUGCCCUGCAAGUCCUGUGCCUGCUGGCCGCCGAGGGCACAUGGGCGCAGACCUCGGCGUUCGACGGACUCGACCUGCGCAGGCUGGGGGUGCACGAGUCUGACCUGCGCCCUUUCCUGGACCGGGGCAUCCUCCAGAAGGACGGAGACACUGGGGGCUGCUACCGCUUCGUCCACCUGAGCGUCCAGCACUUCCUGGCCGCUGCGCUCUGCGUCCUGGGGAGCGAGGGCCGCCAAGAUGCAGGGAGCCCCACCUGGCACGCUGGGGCUGUGCAGAGGCUGCUCUCCAAGGAAGAAGGCCUCAAGAACCCCUACCUGGCCCCCGUGGGGCGCUUCCUGUUCGGCCUCGCCAAUGAAAAGAGGGCCAGGGAGCUGGGGACAACCUUUGGCUGCCCAGUGUCCACUGAGUUCAAGCGGGAGCUACUGGAAUGCACAGUGCGGUCCCCUGAACACAGACCCUUCUCCUCGGUGACAGACACGAAGGAGACCUUGUAUUGUCUCUACGAAUCCCAGGAGGAGCAGUUUGUGAAGGAGGCCAUGGCCCAGGUCACGGAAGUGUCCCUGCAUUUGGAAGAUACCUCGGACCUGGUGCACGCAUCGUUCUGCCUCAAGCAUUGUGACCACUUGCAGAAAAUGUGGCUGCGGGUGGCAAAGGGGACGUUCCUGGAGAACGAUACCGCAUGGGGAUCAGAGGCUCAGGCUGACGGGUUCCAGAAUGAUCAGUAUGUUCUUCCUUUCUGGAUGGAUCUUCUUUCUGUGUUUGACUCAAACAAGAGUCUGGUGUUUCUAGACAUCAGUCAGAGCUUCCUCAGUACCUCAUCCGUGAAGCUGCUUUGUGAAAAAAUAGACUCCGCUCCCCAUAAUCUUCAGAAAGUAGUCCUCAAAAACACUUUCCCAGCGGACACCUAUCGGAACUUCUGUGUUGUUUUUUGUGGUCAUGAGACUCUCACGCAUCUGACCCUUCAAGGAAAUGACCAGAGUGAUAUGCUGCCCGUAUUGUGUGAGAUCCUGACACACCCACAGUGUAACCUGCAAUACCUCAGGUUGGUGUCUUGUUCGGCCGCCCCCCAGCAGUGGGCCCAUCUCUCCUGCUCCCUCAGGAUCAGCCAGUCCCUCACGUGCCUAAACCUCACAGGAAUUGAGCUCCCGGAAGAGAGCGCCAAGUUGUUAUGCACGAGUCUGAGACACCCAAAGUGCUUUCUGCAGAGGCUGUCGCUUUGGUACUGUAGCAUAACCAGUAGCGGCUGCAAUUAUCUGUCAACACUUCUCCAGCAGAAUUCAAGCCUUACACACUUGGAUCUGGGGCUGAAUCACAUAGGAUUUACUGGACUCAAGUUUCUGUGUGAGGCUUUGAAGAAGUCAACCUGUAACCUCAAAUGUCUAUGGUUGUGGGGAUGUGCCAUUACCCCUUUCUGCUCUGAAGUCCUCUCCUCUGCCCUUGGCAGCAAUCAGAGCCUGGUGACUCUGGACCUGGGCCAGAAUUCCUUGGGAUAUAGCGGAGUAAAGAUGCUGUGUGACACCUUGAAACGUCAGCGUUCCUCCCUACGGACACUCAGAUCCUGUUGCAUACGUGCAUGUAUAUUCCCAGGCUAUGUUCCAAGGAUGGAAACUGCUGGGUCCGGAUCUGUAUUUGGGGAGAUAUCAUCAGGGAGAUUCUGCCCUGGAGAAGUCCCGCAUGCGUUGCGGCAGCGGGUGUGGGGGCUGAGGAACAUUCCACCCUUCCGUUGCCCCGUCAUCCCCGACGGACCCCGGUGGCUCCCGGCUUUGGGCCGUUGCAAGGACGCUGACCGCGGUCGGCUCUGCCGUCGCUGCCCGGAUCUGUCCGAAUGCUCUUUUGGCCGUUUGCACAACUUCCUCUUACCGCUGCUGGCCUUCACCCACGGACUGGCGUCACAAGGCCUGUCCUCGGGGCUGUCCCCGGCGGCUCGGCCAGGGUACGGCACGUGCAAGGGAACACUCAGCGGCGAACGGCUCCAUCCCCCAGCCGGACGAGAACUCGCUCAUCAGCACUCGCUCCGGCGAGGCGGUCAGGUUGUUCUGCGCAUGCGCCGGGGGCGAAACCGCGGCUCAGAGACGCGCCUGACGUCCCACAGGGAGCCACGAACUUGA
This is a messenger RNA of Enhydra lutris kenyoni (northern sea otter), 3153 nucleotides long. Its product is annotated as NLR family pyrin domain containing 2. Gene Ontology annotation, cellular component: cytoplasm. The record is from RefSeq and is a predicted model, not a curated record. Gene Ontology annotation, biological process: regulation of inflammatory response. Bases 1 to 3153 code for a protein of 1050 amino acids. The transcript is spliced from 12 exons. Lineage: Eukaryota; Metazoa; Chordata; Mammalia; Carnivora; Mustelidae. Gene Ontology annotation, molecular function: ATP hydrolysis activity; protein binding.